Nelumbo nucifera (sacred lotus) is the source of this 642-nucleotide messenger RNA. Its product is annotated as BAG family molecular chaperone regulator 2-like. The record is from RefSeq and is a predicted model, not a curated record. Lineage: Eukaryota; Viridiplantae; Streptophyta; Magnoliopsida; Proteales; Nelumbonaceae. Gene Ontology annotation, molecular function: protein binding.
AACCGUCUUCCUCUCCCCCUCGAGUUAGAGAGACAGAGAAACAGAGAGAUGAUUAGAUUUAGUGUAAAGAGGUUUUGCAGGAGCAACUCUAAGCUUAGCGCAGGCGGUGGUGGUGGUGGUGGUGGUGGUGACAACAGCACAGGAGGGUCCGGCAGGGGAUGUGGAGGUGGUGGUGAAAUAAAAUGGGAGCUCCGACCUGGAGGGAUGCUGGUUCAGAAGAGAGAAAAUGGGGAAAGUGAAGGUGAAGGAAUGAUCACGGUUAGAGUCUCAACUGGAUCUGAGUGGCAUGGUAUCUCCAUUGAAGCAACUUCAACUUUUGGGGAACUAAAGAUGAUUUUAUCAUUGGUGACCAACUUGGAACCAAGAGAGCAGAGGCUCUUGUUCAGAGGGAAGGAGAGAGAAGACAAUGAUUUCUUACACAUGGUUGGGGUUAGAGACAUGGAUAAGGUGCUGUUGUUGGAAGACCCAGCUAACAGAGAGAGGAAACUUCAUGCUUUGUCCCAAGACAAAGCCAUUGGGAAUCCUUGUCCAACCAUUAGCGUGUAAUCUGAUUAAUUAAUUGUUUUUCUACUAACCACGUAACGACGUUUAAUCAAUGUUUUGUAUCAACUAUGAGAACACCCACUUGUUACUAGCUUGUUA